Numida meleagris (helmeted guineafowl) is the source of this 1892-nucleotide messenger RNA. RefSeq lists its product as uncharacterized. Gene Ontology annotation, cellular component: transcription regulator complex. NCBI's taxonomy places the organism in Eukaryota, Metazoa, Chordata, Aves, Galliformes, Numididae. Gene Ontology annotation, molecular function: RNA polymerase II cis-regulatory region sequence-specific DNA binding; DNA-binding transcription factor activity, RNA polymerase II-specific; protein dimerization activity. The record is from RefSeq and is a predicted model, not a curated record. Gene Ontology annotation, biological process: regulation of transcription by RNA polymerase II. The coding region runs from base 120 to 1088 and encodes 322 amino acids. The transcript is spliced from 2 exons.
AUUGCUCAUGGUUUGCUUGGGGGUUGCAAUGCACAGGGGUUGCAAUGCUCAGGGGUUGCAAUGCACAGGGGUUGCAUUGCUCAUGAUUUGCUUGGGGGUUGCAUAGCUCAGGGGUUGCAAUGCACUGGGAUUGCUUGGGGGUCGCAAUGCACAGGGGUUGCAUUGCUCAGGGGUUGCAAUGCACAGGGUUUGCUUGGGGGUUGCAUUGCUCAGGAGUUGCAAUGCACAAGGAUUGCAUUGCUCAAGGGUUGCAGUGCACAGGGGUUGCUUGGGGGUUGCAUUGCUCAAGGGUUGCAAUGCACACAUGUUGCAUUGCUCACGGUUUGCCUGGGGGUUGCAAUGCUCGGGUUGCAAUGCUCAGGAGUUGCAUUGCUCAUGGUUUGCUUGGGGGUUUGCAAUGCACAGGGCUUGCAUUACUCAGGGCUUGCAUUGCUCAGGGCUUGCAUUGCUCAGGGCUUGCAUUGCUUUUCCUUUCUGUUGCAGGCAUGGCAGCGGGCUUGCAAGGGCAGAGCGUGUCGUCGGGGAGCUCGGAGAUCAAAUCGGACGAUGAAGGCGACGAGAACUUGCAAGAGUCCAAGUGCAGCGAGGAGAAGAAGCUGGAGGAGGACAAGAAGGAGCUGAAAUCAAUUACUAGCAAUAACGACGACGAGGACCUGACCCCGGAGCAGAAAGCGGAGCGGGAGAAGGAGCGGCGCAUGGCCAACAACGCCCGCGAGCGCCUGCGGGUGCGCGACAUCAACGAGGCCUUCAAGGAGCUGGGCCGCAUGGUGCAGCUGCACCUGAAGAGCGACAAGCCGCAGACCAAGCUGCUCAUCUUGCACCAGGCCGUGGCCGUCAUCCUCAGCUUGGAGCAGCAAGUGCGGGGUGAGCAAAAGGGGACGGGGUUGGGGGGGGGGGUGGUUGCGCGUGGAAUGGGAAAGGGGGGUGCAAAUGGGGGUGCAAUGCAAAGGGGCUUGCAAUUGCACGUGCAAAAGGGUUUGCAGUUGCACGUGCAAAGGGGUUUGCAGUUGCACGUGCAAAGGGGUUUGCAAUUGCACAUUGAAAAGGGCUUGCAAUUGCACACGCAAAGCAAAAGGGAUUGCAAUUGAGCGUGCAAUGCAAAAGAGGUUUGCAGUUGCACAUGCAAGGGGGAUUGCAAUUGCACGUGCAUUGCAAAGGGGAUUGCGAAUGGGGUUCCAAGCAAAAGGGAUUGCAAUUGCACAUGCAAAGGGGUUUGCAAAUAUACAUGCAAAGCAAAAGGGAUUGCAUUUGCACAUGCAAUGGAAAGGACUUUGCAAAGCAGCGAUGCAAAGGUGUUUGCAAUUGCACAUGCAAAGCGAAACUGAUUGCCAAUGGGCAUGCAAUGCAAAGGGGCUUGCAAUUGCACAUGCAAAGUAAAAGAGGUUUGCAGUUACACAUGCAAAGCAAAAGAGGUUUGCAAUUGCACAUGCAAUGUAAAGGGGAUUGCAAAGCAGCAAUGCAAAGUGGUUUGCAGUUGCACGUGCAAAGGAGUUUGCAGUUGCACAUGCAAAAGGGCUUGCAAAGCAGCAAUUCAAAGGGGUUUGUAAUUGCACGUGCAAAGCAAAGGGGUUUGCAAUUGCACGUGCAAAGCAAAAGGGAUUGCAAUUGCACGUGCAAUGCAAAGGGGAUUGCAAAGCAGCAAUGCAAAGGGGUUUGCAAUUGCACAUGCAAAGUAAGGGGAUUGCAAAGCAGCAAUGCAAAGCGGUUUGCAAAGCAGUAAUGCAAAGAGCUUUGCAAUUGCACAUGCAAAGUAAAGGGGAUUGCAAAGCAGCAAUGCAGAGGGGAUUGCAAUUGCACGUGCAAUGCAAAGGGGAUUGCAAAGCAGCAAUGCCAAGUGGUUUGCAGCUGCAUGUGCAAAGUAAAGGGGAUUGCAAAGCAGCAAUGCAGAGGGG